AUGGAGAACUAUUCGCUCUUGGACCAGGUGGAUGAAGAUGGACUUCACCGAUCCCGCCUAUUAAACGUUGAAGAGAAGCCAUUCAAGAGGAUAACAAAGCGUCUACUUGCGCCGAACUCUCUCAUAUCAUCACCGGGCUCGUUCCUCGCAACACCGCCUCCCGAGGCCACCAAUGCGAACCAGGAGCAUGAAGCGGAAAAGCAGAAAAUGCUGGAGGAAUGGAGGCAGCUUCGGGAGGAUAUAACGCUAGACUUUACCGCAUUCGAGAGCAGCCUUGUCCGAAUCCAGCUUCUGCUGGCAAGUAACGAGAAGGAACGAGAGCGGUAUGCGGCGGAGAAGCUGGAGAUUAUGGCGACCGCGCAGGAAGUUCGAGACAACACCACGGAGCUACGGUCACAGCUGGAAGAAGCGCAGAACACGCUUGCACUGCGGAAAACGUACGACGAGCUAGCGGACAAGAUUACUUCUAACCGGCUGCUUCGACCGCGAGAUGAUCAACAGGCGAACCUGGAGAAGCUGCAUGCUGAGAUCGCGAAGCUGGAGAAGGAAAGCUCAGAAUACGCGCAGACAUGGGCAGAGCGAAGAGAGCAGUUUGGGCGUAUUGUUGAUGAAGGGAUGCAUCUUAGACGACUCAUCAGGGAUGAAAAGGAGGAAGUAGAGAGACGAGAAGGGAUGGAGGAAGAUGAUGACGGGGAUGAAGGGGAUGCUAGCUCCAAGGGAAAGAGGAGUGCGGUCAGUACACCUCGACCGGAUCCAGACAGCAGCAUGACUCCCUCGCAACAAACUGGAGGUGGAGGGGAGGAGACGAAGCCCGCGAUUGCGAAGCUUCAGGCUGAGAGGUCUGGUCCUGCAACUCGUGGUGGCACUCCGCUUAGACAGACCUUUACUGCGUCGGAAGCGGCUACUCCAGAAGACAAAGAGACUGCCAAGGACGAUGGGGAUGAGAACAUGGCUGAUGAGGGAGAGAUCUCCGGGGACGAAGGGGAGACUCAGGAGGGAGCCACCUCGCAGGGUAUGGAAGAUGAUUUUGAAGAAGGGGAAGAGAUAUCUGAUACCCGGCCGACAGAGAAGAUGGAUACCACCUAG
Nannizzia gypsea CBS 118893 is the source of this 1086-nucleotide messenger RNA. RefSeq lists its product as hypothetical. The record is from RefSeq and is a predicted model, not a curated record. The coding region runs from base 1 to 1086 and encodes 361 amino acids. NCBI's taxonomy places the organism in Eukaryota, Fungi, Ascomycota, Eurotiomycetes, Onygenales, Arthrodermataceae. Gene Ontology annotation, biological process: mRNA processing. The transcript is spliced from 2 exons. Gene Ontology annotation, cellular component: THO complex part of transcription export complex.